Molecule: messenger RNA, 2046 nt
Organism: Linderina pennispora
Lineage: Eukaryota; Fungi; Kickxellomycota; Kickxellomycetes; Kickxellales; Kickxellaceae
Product: PFL-like glycyl radical enzyme
Exons: 1
Coding region: 1-2046 (681 amino acids)
Molecular function (GO): ribonucleoside-diphosphate reductase activity, thioredoxin disulfide as acceptor
Source: RefSeq, a predicted model, not a curated record
AUGAGCUCAGCCAGCCCAAAUUUCCUGGGCACGGCAGCCAGCGAGCACUCGCCCAAGUUUGCGCUGGACAAGGACUUUGUUGCAUCAUACCGCAGCGUGGCGCCGCCCUUUGGGUUCAACGGGCUGGGCGAGAUCGUCUACCGGCGCACAUACUCGCGGCUGAAGGCCGACAGCACGCGCGAGAAGUGGUUUGAGACCAUCGAGCGCGUGGUCAACGGGACAUUCCAUCUGCAGCAAAAGUGGCUGGCCCAGAACAACCUGCCCUUUGACGCAGCCAAGGCGCAAAGGCAGGCGCAGACCAUGUACGACAAGAUCUUCUACAUGAAGUUCCUGCCGCCUGGCCGCGGCCUGUGGGCCAUGGGCAGUCCAUUGACCGAAGAGCGCCAGCUGUACGCGGCCCUCAACAACUGCGCAUUUGUCAGCACGGGCCGCAUGUGGGAGGGCGAACACACGGCUGCGCGGCCCUUCGCAUUCCUGAUGGACGCGGCCAUGCUUGGUGUAGGUGUUGGCUUUGACACCAAGGGCUCGGUGGCGGCCCGGGAGCAGAACAUCUUGGUGGGAGCCCCCUCGACCCGUCCGCAGUCGACAUUUGUCAUCCCCGACUCGCGCGAGGGCUGGGUCGAGUCCGUCGGCCUGCUGAUCGACAGCUACCUGGAUCCAAAGUCAACCGAUCAGUUUGACUUCGACUACAGCCAAAUCCGCCCCGCCGGCCUGCCAAUCAAGGGCUUCGGCGGCGUGACCAGCGGCCCCGAGCCUCUGCACGAGCUGCACGAUGCGAUCCGCCAGACGCUGGGCCGCAACUCGGGCAACCCGCUGUCGGUCAGCUCAAUCGUCGAUCUGAUGAACCUGAUUGGCAAGUGCGUGGUGUCGGGCAACGUGCGGCGCACCGCCGAGAUUGCCUUUGGCGACCCGGCCGACGCCGAGUACAUUGAUCUGAAGAACUACGAAGUCAACCCGCACCGUGCGGCCUACGGCUGGACUAGCAACAACUCGGUGUUUGCGACUAUGGGUAUGGACUACUCGGACAUCUGCAAGCGCGUGCAGCUGAACGGCGAGCCUGGGUUCCAGUGGAUGGAGAACGCGCGCAGGUAUGCGCGCAUGGGCGAGGAAACCGACAGGGACUCGCGUAUCGAGGGCGCCAACCCGUGCAACGAGCAGUGUCUCGAAUCGUACGAGCUGUGCUGCUUAGUCGAGACGUUCCCGGACAACCAUGCAACGCUGGCCGAGUACCUUGACACCCUAGAGAGCGCCUUUCUGUACGCCAAGACCGUGACCCUGGCGCCGACGCACUGGCGCGAGACCAACCGCGUGAUGCUGCGCAACCGCCGCGUCGGUACCAGCAUUUCGGGCGUGGCGCAGUUUGUCACCCGUCGCGGGAUCGACCAGCUGCGCGUCUGGCUGGACGCCGCAUACCAGCGCAUCCAGCAGAUCGACACGCAGGUGUCGGAGCUGUUUUGCGUGCCGACCUCGGUCAAGACCACGUCGGUCAAGCCCUCGGGCACCGUGUCUCUUUUGGCCGGCGCUACGCCCGGCAUGCACUACCCCGAGUCGCGCUUCUGCAUCCGCCGCGUGCGCAUCUCCAAGCUGUCCGACCUUCUGCCAGCGCUCGAGGCUGCCGGCUACUACAUGGAGGACGAUGUGGUUGACCAGUCGUCGAUGGUUGUCGAAAUCCCGAUCGACCACGGGGAAGGCAUCCGCGGCCUCGAAGCCGUGUCGAUGUGGGAGCAGCUAGCCUUGGCUGCCUUCCUUCAGAAGCACUGGUCGGACAACCAGGUGUCGUCCACCAUCACCUUUGACCCAGAGCGCGAGGGGCCGAUACUCAAAUAUGCCCUGGAUUACUACCAGUACCAGCUCAAGGGCAUUAGCUUCCUGCCGCGCCUCGACUACGGUGCCUUCCCACAGAUGCCCUACGAGGCCAUCGACGAGGAGAAAUACAGAGAGAUGAUCAAGCGCAUCAAGAAUGUCGGCCUGCAUAUGGUUGAGGACACGGACCAGAACGAGCCCGAGGCUGAGCGCUACUGCAGCAACGACAGCUGCACUCUCUAA